Messenger RNA from Racocetra fulgida, 145 nucleotides. Lineage: Eukaryota; Fungi; Glomeromycota; Glomeromycetes; Diversisporales; Gigasporaceae. The record is from the annotation of a GenBank genome assembly.
AUGACUUUAUUAAGAAAUUUAAUACCAGGCCUAUCCAGAGAAUUUGACCCUGAUGAUUUAAGUUUAGACAAACAUCAACAAAACAAUAAUGCGUGGGAUAUUUUAGAGGCUUCUAAAGAAAUAGUUAAACAAACACCUGAAUCAA